This is a messenger RNA of Meyerozyma guilliermondii ATCC 6260, 171 nucleotides long. Its product is annotated as 40S ribosomal protein uS14. Gene Ontology annotation, biological process: translation. The coding region runs from base 1 to 171 and encodes 56 amino acids. Lineage: Eukaryota; Fungi; Ascomycota; Pichiomycetes; Serinales; Debaryomycetaceae. The transcript has a single exon. Gene Ontology annotation, cellular component: ribosome; cytosolic small ribosomal subunit. The record is from RefSeq and is a predicted model, not a curated record. Gene Ontology annotation, molecular function: zinc ion binding; structural constituent of ribosome.
AUGGCUCACGAAUCAGUUUGGUUUUCACACCCAAGAAACUUUGGUAAAGGUUCUAGACAAUGCCGUGUGUGCUCUUCGCACUCCGGUUUGAUCAGAAAGUACGGAUUGAACAUCUGCCGUCAAUGCUUCAGAGAGAGAGCUACUGACAUUGGCUUCAACAAGUACCGUUAA